Molecule: messenger RNA, 1848 nt
Organism: Caenorhabditis remanei
Lineage: Eukaryota; Metazoa; Nematoda; Chromadorea; Rhabditida; Rhabditidae
Exons: 9
Coding region: 1-1848 (615 amino acids)
Source: RefSeq, a predicted model, not a curated record
AUGAAACGAAGUUUUCUUCUAUUUCUUUUAUCUUUGAAGUUCUGUCAGAACCAAUAUGUUACACCACAGUAUGCUGAAAUUCGAGCCGUAUCUGCAAUGUGCAGUAGUGAUGGAAUAACAGCUUCAAUUGACUUCGACAAACCAUUUACUGGGAAGAUCUAUUCAUUGAAUUACGCUGCUUCGAAUGAUUGUCUCUACUACAAUAAUAUCGAUCGGGAUACUGUACUUUUCUCGAUUCCAGCUCAACAAUGCGGAACGAAAUUGCAGAGAACAACAAGAAAUAUGAUCGAUCAGAUGGAAAAUAGAGUUUAUGUGCAGAUGGACAAAGACACGCAGACCUCGUCGGAUAAACAAUUCUCAUUUGUCUGCAGAUUAACUGACCCAUUGAAGACGGUUGCAAAAGAUGAUGGAAUUGGAACAAUAGACUCUUAUCAACAACAACCGAUUCGUCCAGUUGCAAGCAGUGUCAGCACAAAAAUGCAUUCAAGUCUCAUGCCAAUUAAACCGUCUGAAGUUCGCCAAGUAGCUGCUUUCUCCCGAGAUUCUCAUCUUGGUAACUGGCCGAUUCCUGGUGCGAAGCCAUAUGAACCAUCAAUGAAACCAGUCUCUACAUAUCCAAUGUCUCCAAUUUCUCCUGAUUUAUCUGCAAUCGCAACUGCAAAAGAUACAUCAGAAGGAUAUGUGACUCGUCCAAUCUCCACAAUUGGAAUACCUUCUAUUCCUCCACCAUUAUUCCCAAAUCUUCCCCAAAUACCUCAAAGAUCUCCUCCAGUUGUUGCACGUGUUUUCACCACGUCUACGUCAACUAUUCCUCCAAUUAUGUUCACUUUUCCAACAACAACAACUCCCCCGUUGCCGUUCCCAAUCAUUCCAAAUGUUCAUUUCAAACAAGGAGUUGGGGUUCCAUUUGCUCCUGGAAUAUUCCCUUCUACGAAAGUCGAUGCAUCUCAAUGGAAUGAUCCAAAUUCAUAUGCAACUCCACCAACUCUCUCGAACAACGUUGUGGAUGUGACAACACCGAAAACCUAUAGAGAGCAACCACCAACUGCGGAUGCUCCAUUUUCAUCAGACAAUUCGAACAGCAAGGAAAUUCAUGAAACAUCGACUAGUUCUGAGCCAAAACCGGAUACAAAACCAGAAAUAAAACAUAACAAACAAGCAGAUGAUGCAGGCCGACAAGCAAUUACUUCCGUACUCAAGACUACUCAAGAACAACAAAUUGAGCCAGAGGUCACAUUGGAAAUUCAGAGAGGAGAAGGUCCAUUCGCUCCUCCAGUGACCACUCCUAUCAAAAUUGGAGACAAUAUCUCGUUGGUCGUAAGAGCUAAAAGUUAUUUGAAUGAUUCUGAUCAAUACGAUAUGUUUGUUCAUUCUUGUUUUGCGACAGAUGGGAAAGGAGAUACUAAAGUGCAAAUGAUUGAUGAGAACGGAUGUGUAAUCCGUCGUGAGUUCGCUUCUCCUCUUCAUCGUGCCAAGGAUUCUGAAAACAUAAUGUUCUAUUAUCUGAUGAUCAAAGCAUUCAAAUUUCCUGGGCCCGAUGAUGUCUAUUUCUCGUGUACAAUCGAGUUCACUCCAAUGAUAAAAGCACCGAAUAUCUGCUCGAAACUUCGGAGAAGACGUGAAAUUCUAGAAGAAGGAAUGACGGAAAUGAGAUUAUUUGACAGUGUCAGUGUUGAAUUAGAUGAUGGAGAUACAAAUAUUCGGAAAGAUCAACUAUCAUCAUCAACUGAAGGAUGCGACAACGAGAAACAUCUCUAUAUUCUUGUUAUUUGUAUUCUUUUGGUACUUGUCACAUUAUCACUUGUUUCCAAUCUUUAUCAAUAUAUCAGAGAACAAUACAAACGAUAA